GUCAUCACUAAAUUCGCAAAGAGUGACCCGCAACAGUGCUUACUGACGUUAUCGGAUAUCUGCCACGCAUCCGAAGUCUUCCAUUGGCCAACGUCUUCCAACAUUGUAGCAUUUGAAGGGCCAAGGAUACCCGAGAUAUCCGUUGCUACCCAUCCGCCAGUAUCACAGGCCGUUGAGAGGAGGAUGACAUGACACCGAUCGGCAAUGGCUUCCUUGAGCCGCGUCUUCGUGAGCCCUCUGUCAUUGACAUGCGUGUUCAGAAGGAAUCAGUGGGUAUCGAGCCCGUGACAGAAGAUCAUCAGCAGCAAUGGCCGAUUGUUCUGUGCUGCUUCCGUCGAAUUUCCAGGUCCCCUAGCUUGGUCAUCUGUGGACCACCUGACUAGGAAACCUGCC
Molecule: messenger RNA, 393 nt
Organism: Colletotrichum godetiae
Lineage: Eukaryota; Fungi; Ascomycota; Sordariomycetes; Glomerellales; Glomerellaceae
Exons: 1
Coding region: 189-383 (64 amino acids)
Source: RefSeq, a predicted model, not a curated record